Messenger RNA from Bufo gargarizans (Asiatic toad), 1532 nucleotides. RefSeq names its product ubiquitin C-terminal hydrolase L5 (gene UCHL5). Lineage: Eukaryota; Metazoa; Chordata; Amphibia; Anura; Bufonidae. Bases 138 to 1121 code for a protein of 327 amino acids. Gene Ontology annotation, biological process: protein deubiquitination; ubiquitin-dependent protein catabolic process. Gene Ontology annotation, cellular component: cytoplasm. Gene Ontology annotation, molecular function: cysteine-type deubiquitinase activity. The transcript has 11 exons. The record is from RefSeq and is a predicted model, not a curated record.
CUCAGAAGGCAGCGGUGUUGGAGACAGGAAGCCGUGUGCAGAGCGCGGCCUCUUGUGGCUGCAGCGCCUUGAUUGAGUGACUCAGUAUUACACAUGGUCAUAGGAGUUGUGCAUGUGUUGAAGCGGGUCUGGAAGAGAUGGCGGUCAGUGCCGGAGAAUGGUGUCUGAUGGAAAGCGACCCUGGGGUGUUUACUGAGCUCAUCAAAGGCUUUGGCUGUCAAGGCGUUCAGGUAGAAGAAAUUUGGAGUUUAGAACAAGAACACUUUGAAGAUCUAGAGCCUGUACAAGGUUUAAUUUUCCUUUUUAAAUGGCAACAAGGGGAAGAGCCAUCUGGAUCCAUAGUGCAAGACUCCCGACUGGAAACAAUAUUUUUUGCGAAACAGGUAAUAAAUAAUGCAUGUGCCACACAAGCAAUUGUAAGCAUAUUGCUAAACACAACCCAUCCUGAUGUAAAUUUAGGAGAAACACUGUCUGAAUUUAAAGAAUUCACCCAAACUUUUGAUGCAGCUAUGAAGGGCUUGGCAUUAAGCAACUCUGAAGUAAUUCGCCAAGUACACAACAGCUUUGCAAGGCAACAAAUGUUUGAAUUUGAUGCAAAGUCUUCAGCUAAAGAUGAUGAUGCUUUUCACUUUGUCAGCUAUGUCCCUGUAAAUGGAAGAUUGUACGAGUUGGAUGGUUUGAGGGAUGGACCAAUCGACCUUGGUCCAUGCAAUCAGGAUGAAUGGAUCAACGUUGUUAGACCUGUGAUAGAGAAACGAAUGCAAAAGUAUUGUGAAGGGGAGAUACGAUUCAAUUUGAUGGCCAUUGUUUCAGACAGGAAGAAAAUAUAUGAAAAGAAAAUGUCUGAAUUGCAGGAACAGCUUUCAGAGAUUGAACCCAUGGAAACUGACCACAACAGUUUGGUAAACUCAAUUCAGUCUGAAAUAGCUAAAUACCAACUCCUGCUAGAAGAAGAACAACAGAAGACUAAAAGAUAUAAGAUUGAGAAUAUUAGAAGGAAGCACAACUAUCUUCCAUUCAUCAUGGAAUUGUUGAAAACAUUAGCAGAGCAUCAGCAGUUAAUACCACUCGUAGAAAAAGCCAAAGAAAAGCAAACAAGAAGACUACAAGAAACAAAAUGAUGAAUCUUGCUUGGCAAAUAUAGUGGAGAAAAGAAAUGUCAAUUCUACUGUACCUGUUGUGAUAGAACUUGGGGAAAAAUAGCCAAGACGUUUCCUGUAAUAUAUACACUUUGCUACAUUGUUAUUUCUUUUAUAUGUACAUUCUGUUUAAAUCCCACAUGCUGAUGCUUAUGGUUGAUUUUCCGAAUAAAUUAGAAUUAAAAAAAUAGAUCUGUAAUCAAAAUGGGAGACUUUAACAUAUCUGCAGUAAAGUCAAAGCAAGUUUGUUAAAUUCAAAUGUUGGAGUACAGGCUAAGCUAUUGUGUCUUUUUGAAUUAGUUGAUAAUGUGAGCACCACUUUGAAAUUAGGUUUUCUGUUUUACAUCUUAAAUUCUGAGAAAUGUAUUUUCAGUAAAAUGUUUCAUGACUAGA